AUGUCUGCUGCAAUCCCAAAAAUAAGUCCUCUUUUAGGAGGAGUAUUGUUAGGUGGAUGUGGAAUAUCAUUACACUCUUAUAUGUAGCACGAAUGCACUUAAAAAGAAAGAAAUUAUUUAGUGGAUAAAAUGUAUUCUUAACCAAAAGAUUCUAUUGACAGAGAAUUAAUUCUAAAAUAGAUAAAUUAUUUAGAAAAUUUUGACAAUAACAUCAUUUCAAAAUAUAACGUUCCUAUUUUUAUUUCUUCGUUAUUUGGUGGUCUUUUCUUUUCAAAAACAUUCCUUGGUUUGGUAUUAAGUGACCUUAGUUUGAGAAUUCUACUUAGCUAUAAAAAAAAUUAGACAAAUUACAGCUAAUAUGAGCUUGAAAAUUCAAUUGAGUAUAAGGGAUUAACUUACUUAGAGCUAUCAAUAUUUGCAAUAAGUGCUACUUUACCUCUUAAGUUCUUACUAAGAAGAAAGUUGUGA
Molecule: messenger RNA, 468 nt
Organism: Tetrahymena thermophila SB210
Lineage: Eukaryota; Ciliophora; Oligohymenophorea; Hymenostomatida; Tetrahymenidae
Product: transmembrane protein, putative
Exons: 5
Source: RefSeq, a predicted model, not a curated record